AGCACCGAGCAAAGCACGGGGAGGAUGGACGCUGGCUCGGCCGGGCUGCUCGUCACCUUCCUCCUCCUCCUCUCCAUCCUGUGGCUCCUGGCCUGGAGGAGUGACAAGAAGAGGAGCCAGCUGCCUCCUGGCCCAGCCCCGUGGCCCAUCCUGGGCAACCUGUGGCAGAAGGAUGUCCUGCCCCUCUACAGGCACUACGAGAAGCUCAGCAGCACCUACGGCCCCAUCUUCACCGUGUGGCUGGGGCUGAAGCCAGUGGUGGUGCUCUGUGGGUACAAGGCAGUGAAGGAUGCCCUGGUGGGACACUCCGAGGAGUUUGGGGGCAGACCCCACAUCCCCCUCCUGAUGCAGCUCUCCAAAGACUAUGGAUUUGUCUCCAACAAUGAGAAGAAGUGGCGGGAGCUGCGGAGGUUCACACUCAGCACCUUGAGGGACUUCGGGAUGGGGAAGAACUCCAUGUCCCAGAAGGUGCAGCAGGAGGCUCAGCACCUGGUGGAGCUGCUGGCAAAGCUCAAAGGCAAUGCCUUUGAGCCGAUGACCGUGUUCAGACACGCGGUGUCCAACGUGAUCUGCUCCGUGGUCUUCGGGAGCCGCUACAGCUACAGCGACGCGGCUUUCCUGGAGCUGCUCAACGCCAUCGGGAACUACAUCAGCUUCUUCCUGUCCCCCGUGGCCAAGGUGUACAACACCUUUCCCAGCAUCAUGGACCGGCUCCCGGGGCCGCACAAGAAGGUCCUGGCCGACUGCCAGAAGCUGAAGGCCCACAUCCAGGAGAAGGUGCAGUUCCACCAGCUGACUCUGGACUCCAGCUGCCCCCGGGACUACAUUGACUGCUUUCUGAUAAGAGCAGAGAAGGAGAAGGGCAGCCCAGAGACCAUGUACAGCCACGAAGACCUGAUCAUGUCAGUGUUCAACAUCUUCGGCGCCGGGACGGUGACAACCAGCAACACCCUGGUGUUCUUCCUGCUGAUGCUGGCAAAGCACCCCCACAUCCAAGCCAAGGUCCAGCAGGAGAUCGAUGCCGUGGUGGGCCCCGGCCGUGCCCCCAGCACGGAGGACAAGCUGCGGAUGCCCUACACCAACGCCGUGAUCCACGAGCUGCAGCGCUUCCACAAGUCCCGCAUCGAGAACUUCCCGCGCAUGACGACGCAGGACGUCCUGUUCAGGGGCUACACCAUCCCCAAGGGCACUCCUGUUAUUCCAGUACUUUCCUCUGUGCAUUCGGAUCCAACCCAGUGGGAGAACCCCGAAAGCGUGGACCCCGCACACUUCCUGGAUGAGAAGGGCGAGUUCAGGAAGCGCGAGGCCUUCAUGGCAUUCUCGGCAGGGAAGCGGAUGUGCCCGGGGGAGGCGCUGGCCCGCAUCGAGCUCUUCCUGUUCAUCACCACGCUGCUGCAGAGCUUCACCUUCCAGCUGGCCACGGAGCACAGGGAGCUGGAUUUGUUCUCCCUGUGGCUCGAGAUUGAGAGGAGGGCGAUCCCGGGCAAGUUCUUCGCUCUCCCACGCCCGGUGUCCUCCUAAGCUGGGAGAGUGGGACAAGGAAAGGCUCUCCAGGUGCUCCACCCCUGCCCCAGAGCAAGCCCUGUGGCCACGAGGGCACAGCCACAGCCACCACAGGAGGGACACUUCGGGCUGGGAGCUUCUCCUCUGAGAACUGUCGGGCACGUGUGCCACCAACUCCAUGAGCAGCCUGCUCCCAGCCCUCCCCAUCCCAGGAACACGAGGAAGGUGCCACUGCUUCUCCAUCCCCAGCCUGAUUCCAAUUCUCUCACCUUCCAAAACACACACUUGCUAUCUCAUU
Molecule: messenger RNA, 1801 nt
Organism: Vidua macroura (Pin-tailed whydah)
Lineage: Eukaryota; Metazoa; Chordata; Aves; Passeriformes; Viduidae
Product: cytochrome P450 2C5-like
Exons: 10
Coding region: 25-1521 (498 amino acids)
Biological process (GO): xenobiotic metabolic process
Cellular component (GO): intracellular membrane-bounded organelle; cytoplasm
Molecular function (GO): iron ion binding; oxidoreductase activity, acting on paired donors, with incorporation or reduction of molecular oxygen, reduced flavin or flavoprotein as one donor, and incorporation of one atom of oxygen; heme binding
Source: RefSeq, a predicted model, not a curated record